GAAUCAAGCCAUUGAAGUACAUGUAGAUGAGGAUCGGACGACGUUCGACCCAGGCACACUUACAAGUCACAUGACGUCCGGGUAUGCGUUCAUCAUGUGACGCGCGAACACGAAGCUUAGCUACCCAAUUUCUGCAUUGUGGGCCAUUAGAAAGUUUAGUUCAUGUACGUUAGUUCCUGGUACUGUUGUUUUAACGUCAAGACUUGCUUUGACGAGUUUCCUGUUGAGGUUGCCUGCGCUGCUGCAGCGUACGUAACUUUUCAACUUGUAUAUCGAGGAAAUGCUGUCACAUUUUGUGUAACUUAGAGUAUAAGAGGAAAAGCAGACAAGGAAGCCAGGGACAAGGGCACACCAUCAUUUCUGUUUCCAACCAAAUGUCCGAAGAAGCCCAGAAAUGGAGCCAGGAAAAGAAGCCAGAGCCCACAAGACUACCAGAAUUGUUUGUUCUCACCAGGAAAUCUCAACUAAAUAAAUUUCAGUCCCAGUUUCUCAAAAUCAUUUGUGGUGAAGCUGGCUGUAUGUUACAGUAUGUGAAACUGUGAACGGAAAAUAUCCAAAGGCACUUGUCAUCACAUCCUCGUGAUUGCAAAAAUGAAAGUAGAGCUUCAGACACUGCUGUCAGCAUGCCGGCCAGCAAUGAAAUGGAACAGGAACCAUUAUUGAAGCCUCUAGACCCAGCAGUUGACGAUUGUUCACCUAGCUUUGUUGAUGCCGACGGCUCUGUCCAGCCCAGGACAGAGGUACAGGACCCUGCAAGGGAUCAGCCCAUCACGAGCCCUGGCGUGAGGGCUUACAUAUCCACCAUCAUACUCUUCCUGAUCAACCUACUCAACUACAUAGACCGUUAUACCAUUGCAGCUAAUUUGAUAGCAAUCCAGAAAACAUAUUGCAUUGACGACAACAAUGGAGCAGCUGGCCUGGUGCAGACGGCUUUCAUCAUUGGAUACAUGAUAACAUCACCUAUGUUUGGUUACCUUGGCGACCGCUACUCUCGCAAGAUCAUCAUGUCCUCAGGGAUUCUGUUUUGGGCAGGCAUGACAUUGCUGGGCUCUUUCAUCCCUGCUAACAUGUUCUGGUUGUUUGUCCUCGUCAGGGGCUUAGUGGGAGUCGGUGAAGCCAGCUAUAUCACCAUCUCGGUCACCAUCAUUGGCGACCUGUUUGUUGGUAACCGGCGUACUCAAAUGUUGAUGUUCUACUUCUUUGCAAUACCAGUUGGCAGUGGACUGGGAUACAUCGGUGGUAAAGGAAUUGCUUCGGCCUUUAAUGACUGGCGAUGGGCUCUCAGGAUUACUCCAGCCUUGGGGGUUGCAAGUGUGAUAUGCGUCAUGCUCAUCAUUAAAGAACCAAGCAGAGGCCAAGCGGAGACUGGGAACCAUACCAUCUCGAGCCAGAGAUAUAUAGAGGACCUUAAGGCCCUCCUGAAGAAUAAGACAUACUUGUUCACCACUCUGGGCUUUACAUCCAUUGCAUGGGUAGUUGGAGGUCUGGCCCUGUGGCUCGUUAAGCUGAUGGAGUUGAUCUAUGACUAUCACCACCAGGAUGACACAAAUGUCAGUUUCAUCUUUGGUGGCCUGACGGUUGCAGCAGGUUUCAGCGGCGUGACCAUAGGGACGGUGGGGGCACAGAUAUAUCGCCGCUACAACCCCCGUGCCGACGCCCUGGUGUGCGCCUUGGGGAACCUGCUGGCCGCACCAUUUCUCUUUGUCGGCCUGACCUUCGCCGUAACAUCAGAAGGGCUGGGAUGGACUUGUAUUCUCCUGGGAGAGAUUUGUUUAUUCCUGAACUGGGCACUAGUUCCUGACAUGUUGAUGCAAGUGUUGAUACCCGUGCGGAGGUCAACGGGCAACGGCAUACAGCUUUUGUCUGGACACCUUUUUGGUGACGCUCUAAGCCCGUACAUCAUUGGUGCUGUUUCUGAUUUGAUCCGAGGCGAUGGAUCCACCUACUUGGAACGCUACCAAGGUCUUGCCUACUCCCUUUACAUGGCCGUAUUCCUCUCCGUCAUUGGUGGGGGGUUCUUCCUGGCUGCCAGUCUGUAUAUUGAGCGGGACCGGGCACACAUGCAGGAAACAUUGCAAGCUUGUCAGGAGACUGAAGCCCACCAGACUGACAAUGAUGAUAUAGGUCAACCAGUCAAUGCUCGUAACAAUGAAGAUGUGGUUAUCUGAUAACAGUGGUUUCCAAAGUUACUUUUUUCUGCUGCCAAAUGAAGUAACAAGAUGCAAAUCAACUGAGAAACUGAGACUUGUAUAGGAAACAAAUAAUAAUUGCUUUGAGCUUGCCUUGGGGGUAAAUAGAACGCUUUAUGGAUCACCCCAAGAGGUACUGCAGAGCACUCUGGGUAAAGUAGUCAAUAUUUGUGUUCUAAAUCUCUCUUACAGAUUCUGCUUAAUAAACCUUUUGCGAGUUAAAAUUGAAUAAGAUCUGGCACACUGAGUUAUCUGAUUGCACAUAAACAUAACGAUUUGAAUUCCCCAGACUAAAACGCUGUUGCUGUACCUUGUGAUUCAGGGCAAGCUUUUACAUAGCGACCACCGUCUCAGGAAUGGACCGGUUCCUUUGUGCCCAUCUAAUUUAUUGGGAACAGUGUAUUGGUGCAAGGCGUCUUUUAUGUA
This is a messenger RNA of Acanthaster planci (crown-of-thorns starfish), 2615 nucleotides long. Its product is annotated as protein spinster homolog 1-like. Gene Ontology annotation, cellular component: membrane. The record is from RefSeq and is a predicted model, not a curated record. Gene Ontology annotation, molecular function: transmembrane transporter activity. Gene Ontology annotation, biological process: transmembrane transport. NCBI's taxonomy places the organism in Eukaryota, Metazoa, Echinodermata, Asteroidea, Valvatida, Acanthasteridae.